AUGGGCAAGAGCACAACAGACCAGCCCGAUGCUGGCCUGAGGAGUUGGAACCAUUACUCGUCCCGACUGCCGCUCUGGCGCUACUGGCCGCGACAACAGCUCAUCCCAUUGAUUCGAUAUGAAACACCCUACCUCGCCUGGGUGCAGGAGAAAGUCCGCACCCCGGCCCUCGAUUCCUACUUCGCAUUCACCGCCAACCUCGGCACCCAUACCUUCUUCAUGGUCUUCUUGCCGUUCCUGUUCUGGUGCGGCUCGCCCAGCAUGGGCCGUGGAUUGGUUCACAUCUUGGCGUCGGGCGUCUUCUGGAGUGGUUUCUUGAAGGACCUGCUGUGUCUGCCUCGCCCACUGUCUCCGCCCCUGCAGCGCAUCACCAUGUCCGGAUCGGCGGCGUUGGAGUAUGGCUUCCCGUCAACACACUCCACAAAUGCGGUCUCGGUAGCAGUGUACGCCCUGGGUUUGCUCGGCUCGCCUGAAUCGACCCUCAGCGCGCAAGUCACCCUUCUUCUCCAGACUGUCACCUACAUCUAUGUGGUGUCGAUCGUUCUCGGGCGACUGUACUGCGGAAUGCACGGCAUGUUGGAUUGUACGGUUGGCUGCGCCAUGGGCGCGGCCAUUGGUCUCGUCCAGUUCCAUUACGGACCCGCCUUUGAGGAGUUUAUCGUUUCUGCUUCCCUCAAGGAUAUCUCCUUGCUGGCAAUCUUGAUCAUAUCCCUCGUGCGCGUACACCCCGAGCCGGCGGAUGAUUGUCCAUGCUUCGAUGACAGCGUUGCCUUUGCCGGUGUCAUGCUCGGAGUUGAUGUCUCUUCGUGGCAUUUCGCCGAGAUUUGGGAAGGGUACCCUGCCGGUUCUAUCCCCUACGAUCUGGAGGCGAUCGGAUGGGUGAAGACUGCCACCCGCCUGGUUCUGGGCGUUUUGUGUAUCUUUGCCUGGAGAACCGUGAUGAAACCCGCUCUCCUGCGCAUCCUCCCGCCCAUCUUCCGGACAUUGGAGAAGCUUGGUCUUCUUCCCCCCCGCCGUUUCUUCACCACUGCUUCGGAGUACACCACUGUUCCGUCUAACUUGAAGGACCACGACGUCCUCCCUAACUUUUCUGACAUUCCUAACAUUAUGGCUACAAUGCGCCAUCCUCGUCGUCGAGCCAUUUCCGUCGGCCCGCAGUCGGAAGCAGAUGCAUAUGAGACUCUAGCAUAUCGAGAAAAACGCCGACGUGAGAGUCAAUCUGGGGGAAAUCGCUCUUCGCCAGUGGCGGAGGGCGAGCACAAGCCAAACGGGACACCUGUGUUGUCUCGAAAGACCACCACACUCGGUGAUUACGAAGGCAUGAUGGGACGAGGGAGUCCCAGCUCAUCCGCCGUCGAUGUGAGCCCGAACGAGCAUUUGACACCAUUCCCUGCACUCGAAUCCGACUCCGAUGCCGGCAAGUGGGAUGAAAAAGAGGUCUUCUCGCAGAUCAAAAAGCCCCGUGUGAGGUAUGAUGUCGAAGUUGUGACCAAGUUGGUUGUCUAUGCAGGCAUUCCGUGGAUUGUGAUUGAAGUCGCACCCCUAUUGUUUGACCUCGUUGGUCUUGGAGUCCCUGGAGCUUGA
This is a messenger RNA of Penicillium salamii, 1584 nucleotides long. The record is from the annotation of a GenBank genome assembly. Lineage: Eukaryota; Fungi; Ascomycota; Eurotiomycetes; Eurotiales; Aspergillaceae.